UUUUUGUACUCUUUGCGUAAAAGUUGACUUAAAGUUAUACCUGUGCCGGCUGUGUGUAUGUAUAACUCCAUUGACGCCCAUUUUUGACCCUACCAAAACCCGGAAUCAUAGACACUUUUUCACCAACUACCUUCAAUUCACACCAUCUUCAUUCGUCAAUCUUUCACAAUCUUCAUUGAUCAUAGAGUACUCCAUAUUGAAUCUGUUCAUGAAUUUUAUUUUCUGGGUUUGUCAAUGGCUUCCAAAGUUGCUGCUACACAAUCUGCUUUUGCAGUUUCUCAUUUGAUCAAAGAUGAUCUGCCCUCUAAAUUCCGAUUUCCAUCUAAUUGGAAAAUUGAUUUGAAUAAAACCCACAAGUUGAAUUUUGUGAUUCGGUGUCAAGGUGAUGAUUCUGGGAAUAAUCUUCCUAAAGAACCUCUUAAAAAUUCGAAUUCUUUGCCCAAACCAUUGUCUGUGACUAAAAUUUCUGGUAGCCCAAUCAAUUCAUCAAAAUUACGUGUAGCUUUUAAGGGGCUACCUGGGGCAUACAGUGAGGAUGCUGCAUUCAAGGCCUAUCCUCAGUGUGAAACUGUUCCAUGUGAAGAGUUUGAAGAUGCAUUCAAGGCUGUUGAGCUAUGCUCUGCUGAUAAAGCAGUUCUUCCUAUUGAGAACUCUUUAGGCGGAAGUAUCCAUCGCAACUAUGAUUUACUUCUGCGACAUAGGCUGCAUAUAGUGGGUGAAGUGCAGUUGCCCGUGAGCUUCUGUCUUCUUGCUAUACCUGGUACAAGUGAAGAACAGUUGAAUCGUGUCCUCAGCCAUUCUCAGGCUCUUUCACAGUGUGAUACUUUCCUGACUAAACUAGGCAUCAUUAGAGAAAAUGUUGAUGAUAGUGCUGCUGCAGCGCAGUUGGUAGCAUCCCAUCACCUCAGAGAUGCUGGGGUUGUUGCAAGUGCUCGAGCAGCAGAAAUUUAUGGGCUUAAUGUCCUUGCGCAGGGGAUCCAGGAUGACCCUGAUAGCAUUACACGCUUUCUGAUACUUGCUAGAGAUCCUAUCAUCCCAAGAAUUGAUAGACCUUUUAAGACAAGCAUUGUUUUCACUUUGGAAGAGGGUCCUGGAGUUCUAUUCAAUGCUCUUGCCGUAUUUGCUUUAAGGGACAUUAACCUGACAAAGAUUGAAAGCCGACCACAAAGAAAGCAACCCCUGCGAAUAGUCGAUGACCUUAAUAUUGGGAGUGCCAAGUACUUUGACUAUCUUUUCUAUAUUGAUUUUGAAGCAUCAAUGGCAGAUCCACGUGCACAAAAUGCAUUGGGUAAUCUUCAGGAAUUCGCCACAUUUCUACGCGUGCUCGGAUGUUAUCCCAUUGAUACUUCUCUACAGUGUAUACAACAACAGUAACUUUGUUCUGCUAAAUGCAACUCCUGUAUAUGAUCCUCUUAACUCUAGGUUCACCCUACAUUUACAGCUUUAUACUUUGUUCUACAUCUGCUCUGUUCCUGUAUGAUUUUGUAGGACAAUAAAUUAUAAACUUAAUCUCCUGAUUUGUAAUUCAUCAGAAAUUAAGUGCUGGUGAAAGCCUGUCUUUGCUAUCUUGCUAAGUUAUGCAGUACGAUCGUUUGAGAAGAUGGUUGUUUCUACAAAAUGCAACUAGGGGUUAGUAGGGCUCAGAAUGUUUCCAGGGACCCACUCUGACGCCCAAGUCAGUAACAGUCUGAGACAAAUUGCCUAAUAGGUCCUUCCAGGAGGCCUGUGGCUGCAAGGUGGAUUACUACUUAGGACUUAUUUUGACGUGAGGUCUUUUGUAAUUAUUAUCUGGCAAAAUGUACUUUUGAGGAUUAUUUAUAUCAAUAGUAAUUAAUCUCAAAGAUUUAAGAUUGUGAAA
Messenger RNA from Amaranthus tricolor (Joseph's coat), 1858 nucleotides. RefSeq names its product arogenate dehydratase/prephenate dehydratase 1, chloroplastic-like. The record is from RefSeq and is a predicted model, not a curated record. The transcript has 11 exons. Gene Ontology annotation, biological process: L-phenylalanine biosynthetic process. Gene Ontology annotation, cellular component: cytoplasm; chloroplast. The coding region runs from base 235 to 1374 and encodes 379 amino acids. Gene Ontology annotation, molecular function: prephenate dehydratase activity; arogenate dehydratase activity. NCBI's taxonomy places the organism in Eukaryota, Viridiplantae, Streptophyta, Magnoliopsida, Caryophyllales, Amaranthaceae.